Molecule: messenger RNA, 454 nt
Organism: Drosophila willistoni
Lineage: Eukaryota; Metazoa; Arthropoda; Insecta; Diptera; Drosophilidae
Gene: Srp14
Product: signal recognition particle 14 kDa protein
Exons: 4
Coding region: 64-393 (109 amino acids)
Biological process (GO): SRP-dependent cotranslational protein targeting to membrane
Cellular component (GO): signal recognition particle, endoplasmic reticulum targeting
Molecular function (GO): 7S RNA binding; endoplasmic reticulum signal sequence receptor activity
Source: RefSeq, a predicted model, not a curated record
AAUUGUCAGUGUCACUUUUUGUAUCGUUUUCUCUCUCCCUUUACGUUUGCUUUGCCACGAAAUAUGGUUUUGCUAGACAGUUCCAAUUUUAUACUGCGGCUUGAGAAGAUAGCCAAUGCUGCAAAAAAGGACUCUUCGUUCACAAUAACAUUCAAACGCUAUGAUGGACAUGAUAAACCCGUGCCGAGAGCUGGACGACCGCCUUUGCCUAAGCCAGAUACUUAUAUGUGCCUAAUUCGUGCCCAGUCCAAGUCUCAAAAGAUUUCUACAGUAGUGCGUGAGGAGGAUGUUCCUACCAUGAUGUCUAUGUACUCGCAGUUCAUGAAAAGCAAAAUGGAUGGCCUGAAGCGUGUGAAGAAAGUCAAGAGCAAGGCCAAGGCUGCAAAGGGUUAAAUGUGUUUUAGGGGUUUUAGUUAAAGAUUUUUUUUAUUAAACGGAGCUUUUCUAAACUAAA